AUGGGAAUGCGUCCGUUUCCCUGGCGCAGGCGACUCCGCAGACUACGCGCGGGUCGAUGCGGACUCCUGCUGCUCGUGUUGUGCACGUUUCUCCUCACGUUCCUGGCGCUUGAGUGCGCCCGGCGCGAACUGCGGCCGCAGCGUGCGGCGGAGGAGGAUCGCCUGCCACCGCAGCCGCGCACGUUGGCGGGGAGACUGGCGUACGCCGUCGUCGUCACGAAUGAGGAUUACGUCGACGGGGCCCUUGUCUUGGGCGACUCGCUCACGCAGCACUCCCGCCACGUGGCGGACGGGCUGGCGGAGCUCGUGCUUCUCUUCCCGCAGGGGCGGCUCUCUGCGGAGAGCCGCGGCCGGCUGCGCUGCGCCGGGUGGAGGCGUGUGAUGGAGGUCUCCGACUUGUCUGCGUACGCCCCACGCGCGCGCCUGCGAGACACCUUCACGAAGCUGCACGUCUUCAACCUCACCGAGUACGCCCGGGUGGCGAUGCUUGACGGGGAUAUGCUGAUGCUGCGCAGCCCGGACAAAGUAUUCGACACCGAACUCCCCAACGAGCACCACGUGGGCGCCAUUGGCAGCCAAACCAGGAACUACUUUCAGACGGGGAUGAUGCUCCUGAUACCAUCCCGUGCGGUGUUUCUUGCCCUGCUGCACAGCUUAAAAACCGACCGACGGCAACAGGGGUACUAUGGCAGGGACGGUCACCUUGUUCGCGGCUACUUUACGUCGCAGUACGUCAUUCUGGACCACUUCCUCAGCAUUCACAUCCACCCCGCUGAUCCCGUUAUUGAGAAGGCCAUUGGGCUCCACUACCGCGGUGCAUGGAAGCCGUGGCACAACCGCGAAGACCCCCCGCCAGCGUCAAGGCACCUCACGGCGGAUGCGCCCGUGCAGGAACUUGGGGCGCCGUAUCGCCUCUGGUGGGAAGCCUAUGAGAGACUGCACGUAAGGUGUCUGGCGCCACGAGAUGCGGUUGGGUCUCCCACUCGAGACGCCAACGCCCCCGCGGGGUACGACCCCGCAGAAAGCGUGUGGCUCAUGCGGCACACGGCUCACAGCUACAUGCAGUGGAUGGCGCAGAAGGAGGAGCAGCAGCGUAACACGACACUCACCGGGCUGCGCGUGGUGGAGUCUGAGGAGGGUGCCUCUUGCGACGAGGCGUGUGGCAGGGCCGGAUUGCAGUGCAUCGAAAAAGCCCUGAGUUUCCUGCGCGUCAACUCGGCGGCGUCGUUGGAAGUUGUAUUCCUCUGCAUGCACACUUCACGGGAGAUUCCUAUGCCGUAUUACCCUUCCUUCAACGUCCGAACGCUGACCUGUCAUGUGAACUCCAUGUACGGCAAACACGAGCGGCCAACGUGCGGGGCGAAGGCGCCUCUGCAUCGGCGCUUGUGCACGUGCCUCGAGGCAGCGGCGUAUCGUGGUGCGAACCUCGCAUCUGCCCCUGCCGCCUCGGAAGUUCCUCGUCAAGCCCCACCAGAGUCCGCCCCACCUCAUACUGAAGGGCCGAGGGCUGCAGAAGCAAGUGGUGACGCAGCGGCCUGCUCCGAAUGGGUUCCAGCGUCCACGCAUGCGGCUGCGGCGGUGCUGCGCAGCAGAAGAUGUGCGUCCUUCCUUUCGCAGUGGAACGAUGUGGAGGCGGUACCGCGUCAGCGCGAUGCCCGCACAAUUAAGGUUCGCCUCCGCUACAAGAACGGCGCGGCUGCCAUCGUGAAGCUCGAGCAGUUGUCGUUUCCGCUUGAGCCGCACGCGGAGUACGGCGCCUACGCCGCGUCUCUGCUGCUGGGGAUAGGCAUGGUGCCCCCCACGCGCCUCCUCCACCUCCCGGCGUCCGUCCUUCGCGAGGCGCUACUGACCGGCGUCAACGCGACCGAGCGGCGCUUUCUUGAGGAGGAGCUGCCGUGGCUUCGCCGGGCCGCCGCUGCCGCGGAGGCGUUGACGGCGAGUGCCCAGCUUUGGCUGCCGGACGACGUCGUCGCGUUUGGCGACGCUGCGCCGCCCCUCACGCGGCGCCGCUUUGACGCCUGGCUGCAGGCAAAGUCCAGCCACAGCACCAACUCCACCGGCGAUCGGGUGAUGUUUGACGUCGCCAUUAUGCGCUUUUUUGACUACGUCAUCGCCAACGAGGACAGGACAUUUACGCACAAUGCGCAUGUGCUCGCAAAGGGAAAUACGACGCAGGUUGUCUUAUUGGAUCACGGUAAGAGCCUGCAUAGUGAUUCAGCGGAGGUGCAGCCCAAUCCCUUGCUCCCCCCGAGAGACUUCCACCCUGACGAGGAGGCGGCAAAGCCAGCACCCAUGUGUAGGCUGCCAGGCUUUGUGUUGCGGCAGGCCAUGCGUCUUUCAAGCAAGCGAUACGAGCCGCUUCACUCCCUGCUGGCGCGUGGUGAGGCUGGUGGGAGUGGCAGAAUAGAAGGCAGUGAAACCCUCGCAGGGCAGCUGCUGCGCGCGGCGCCGUCGAACAAUGUCACCUGGCGCCUACCAGAGAAGAGCAUUCUGGCGGUGCAACUUCGUUUGGAGACGGCCUUGGCGCACUUUGCAAAGUGUGCGGAGGUUUUCGGGCUAUCCCAUGUCAUUGGCUAA
Trypanosoma conorhini is the source of this 2577-nucleotide messenger RNA. Its product is annotated as putative glycogenin glucosyltransferase. Lineage: Eukaryota; Euglenozoa; Kinetoplastea; Trypanosomatida; Trypanosomatidae. The transcript has a single exon. The coding region runs from base 1 to 2577 and encodes 858 amino acids. The record is from RefSeq and is a predicted model, not a curated record. Gene Ontology annotation, molecular function: glycosyltransferase activity.